Messenger RNA from Menidia menidia (Atlantic silverside), 4584 nucleotides. The record is from the annotation of a GenBank genome assembly. NCBI's taxonomy places the organism in Eukaryota, Metazoa, Chordata, Actinopteri, Atheriniformes, Atherinopsidae.
AGAGUGCGGGUAACACGCCUAUCAGCCAUUUCCCUUAGAAGAAGAAAAUUGUGCAUCGCUUAAACUCUUCCCACUUAAUUUUAAAAUACCAAAGUGCAGCCAGCUUGAUCAAGAGAGGAAGGAUGGAUGCGCUGGCACACAUGCUUACAGAUCCUCUUGAUCCAAAAGAGGAAAACGGUGGACAAAUCACAGAGGAAUGUAUGCUAGGAAACUGCAGAGUGAAUCUUCCUGAAGAUCUUUUAGAAGACCCUGACAUUUUCUUUUCUGUGCUGAGUGAAAGCACCUGGAGUGAAGUACUGACAGAUUCCCAGAGGCAACACCUUCGGCAGUUUUUGCCACAGUUUCCUGACAACAGUGUGGAGGAGCAGGACCGCACCAUCAGCGAUCUGUUCAACGACAGAAAUUUUAGUUUUGGAAAUCCUCUUCAUCUUGCACAGAAGUUAUUCAGAGGUGCUUGCAAAAUGAACGUCUUUCACAAUGGCUAUUUUAAUCCUGAGGUGGUCAAGUACAGGCAACUGUGUGCCAAGUCCCAAAGGAAACGCCAUUUGUACUCCCUUCAACAGUAUUACCACAGAUUGUUGAAGCAGAUUCUUGUUUCCAGAAAGGAACUGCUGGACUUUGCAGUUCAUAGUGGUCUGGACUUUCCAGCUAAAAAAAGGAUGCCAAACAAGACUCAAGCUGAAUUACGGGAGCCGAGGGUGAGAAGAAGAUUGAGUCGCAUCCUAAAAGAGGUCAAAACUGAGUGUGGAGAUAGCAAUCCUUCAUCUGAUGAUGAUGACGUAUCAUUAUGGACUCAAGGACCUCCUUCCCCCUCCUCUCCAACAACAACAGUCUCCGUCCGAGUUCUUCCCAGCCUCUCGACACAAGACAUGAAGACCACUGAAAAAGUUGAGCUUGGUGAGCUGGACUUGAAAGUCAUGCUGCAUAAUCAUUGUGAGAAGAGGAAGCGUCAGCCAGACCAUCCAGACCUAAUAACCUCAGACAUUCACCUCGGAGAUAUACUUUCAAGAGCAAACAUUGGUCGCAAGGGAGCUUUGCCAUUCUUUGAUCUGUCUCUGCCUAAAAAGAAGAUGAGGGAUGAGCGAAGGAAGAAGAGAUUGAGAACAAUAAAAGUAGAAUCUGAGGAUCCCUGUGAGGCUCUUCCACCUUCAGACUCCUCAUCAAUACUGCCAGUUAACAUCAUUAACUCCCUGCCAGACGCACCGUCAACACCACAAACAAUAAUCAAAGAGGAAAUCGUGGAGGAGUGUCAGAGUAGCCCGGCCGCAGUUGAGGAAAUUGCUGUCAGCUUCUUCAGCUUGUUGGAAAAUAUCUUAAGAACAGAAGCUCUUGCCAGCACUUCACUGUUAGAGGAGAGGGUUCAGAUGUGGCAGUCCUCCCCGGCCAGCUCCCUCAAUGUUUGGUUUUCAUCUGCCUCGUGUUGGUCGGAUUUGGUUCUUCAAGCUCUGCAGUUCCUUGCGGGAGAGACUAAAGAUGGAAUGAUGGCCCUCCCCAGUGGUUUUUCUCCCUUUGCGGAAUUUUCUGAUGAAUCUCAGCAGUGGAGAUGGAUUGGUCCCACUCAGGACACGGAGAAGGAUCUGAGCGCACUCUGCCAGUUAUGGCUGGACUCCAAAGACUUUGUUGUCAAGGUACAACACAUCUUAAAAACGGAAAAUGAGGAACUGUUAGAGAUGACCUCUCCCACACCAAAACUUUCAACUGACUAUGUGGUACGGCCCAGCACAGGGGAUGAAAAACAAGUAUUUCAAGUUCAGGAGCAGCAAAGAUACAACCAGCCACACAAAGCUUUCACUUUCAGGAUGCAUGGCUUUGAAUCUGUGGUGGGGCCCGUUAAAGGGGUGUUUGAUAAGGAGAUGUCACUCAACAAAGCCAGGGAGCACACACUGCUUCGCUCAGACCGGCCACCAUACGUCACCAUUCUCUCUUUAGUGCGAGACGCAGCAGCCAGGUUACCCAAUGGAGAGGGAACAAGAGCUGAGAUCUGCGAACUGUUGAAAGACUCGCAGUUUCUCGCUCCAGAGGUCACAAGUGCACAGGUGAACACAGUCGUUAGUGGUGCUCUGGACCGGCUUCACUAUGAGAAAGACCCCUGUGUGAAGUACGACAUUGGGCGCAAACUGUGGAUUUACCUGCACCGCCUUCGCAGUCAGGAGGAGUUUGAGAGGAUCCACCAGGCUCAAGCUGCAGCUGCAAAAGCAAGAAAAGCUCUGCAGCAAAAGCCGAAACCGGCUGCCAAGCCUAAGUCUGGAAGUAAAGAUGGAGGCUGCAAAGUUCCCGGAGGUUUGGAGACAGGACAGGAUUUGGGCUCGAAUCCCAUGUCGCCAGUCCCUACAACACCCACCCCGACCACACCCGGAACCCCCAAGUCGCCUUUACCAUGCACGGCCACCACACCAACAAAAACUGGAGUCUCUGAUACGAUCAAAAGCAGCCCAGGUGUUCUUCUCGUGUCCUCACCAUCUCUGCCUCAGCUGGGAACCAUCUUACCCACCAGUCAGCCUUGCCCUCCAGUCUCACACCCAGUGACAUCCCAACAUGCGGCUCGGAUAGUGAGUCACCUGGCGGCGGGCACCCUCCCUCAGGUGCGAGUUGUUUCUGCUCAGGCUGGGCGUGGUUCUUCAGCAGCCGGUCAGCAGGCCACACUGGUUCACCAGACCCCUCACCAGAUCCGGAUGCCGGUGUCAGUGGCAGCUAAGGGCAUCUCACAGGCAGUCGUUUCGGUUCCUCUGAGAAGUCAGUCUGGUAGCAGUCCGGUUCAGGUUCCCACCACCUUGUCUGUGUCAGCUGUAACUGUAACCAAACCUCCAACUGGAUCUCCUGGUAGCCCAGCUAACAACCCGACUUCUCAAGCUGUGCUGCAAGGUGUCACCAGCCCGAAUAUCAAACAGGUGUCCAUCACAGGACAGCUUGGAAUGAAAACCUCAGGUGGUGGAAGCAUCCCAAUAACGGCUACAAACUUGCGUAUCCAGGGUAAAGAUGUCCUCCGUCUCCCACCAUCUUCCAUUACCACAGACUCUAAAGGCCAGACGGUGCUGCGGAUCACCCCGGACAUGAUGGCCACUCUUGCCAAAUCCCCAGUUGCCACUGUCAAACUCACCUCCGACUUCUUGGGCACUGCCACCACUGGCAGUAAAAGCAUAUCGGCCACUCUUCACGUGACUCCGCCCCACCCGUCAGCCUCCUCUGCCUCCAGCACUGGAUCCUGCGCGGGGGAUGCGCAGACCACCAAAGCUACCCCUGUUUCCUCCACCUUACUGAAGGCGGCAGGAGACACUGCCAUCCGUCUGAUGCCCACACUGGCCGUCACAAUGGCUGACCAAAAGUCCAGGACCUUCUCCACCGUCAGCUCUCCCGACAAAAGUGGUGCCACCAUCCGGAUAAUGCCCGGCCUGGGCGUCAUCCCACAGAAACAGGGGCAGACCAUCACCGUGACGACCACCACGGGCAGUAAGCCUCUCACAGCCUCGACGUGUGCUAACGUCGUGACCAUGGCUGCCAAUGUGGUGGCUGGUGCCAAAGGGAUCACGGUGGCCCCCGGAGUCUCCGGCGCCCCUCUGACCUUAGGAACGGCCACCGCUACGGUGCGACAGGUCCCCGCUACAGUCGUUACCACGGCAACGGGGAAGCUACCAGCUCGGAUUACUGUUCCCCUCACUGUUCUCAACCAGCCUCUGAAAAGCAAGAGUGUUGUGACUACACCAAUCGUUAAAGGAAGUCUCAAUACAAAUAUCAGCACCCUGGGCAGGAAUAUCAUCCUGACUACGAUGCCUGCUGGCACAAAGCUUAUCGCAGGAAACAAACCGGUCAGUUUUGUCACAGCACAGCAGUUCCAGCAGCUUCAGCAGCAAGGACAGGCCACACAGGUUCGGAUUCAAACGGUUCCCACGCAGCAGCUCCAGCAGCACAUAGCAACGGGAUCCCCAAAAUCUGUGUCCACAGUUGUUGUUACCACAGCAGCCUCACCCAAACGUGCACCGGAUCCUCCACCUGCUCCUCAACCGUGACCUGAUCAGCCUGCAGUGUUAUAAAGCCCACCACAGUUCAAAAUACAUCAGUAUCAGAUUUUUGGAUCUUUUCUUUGUUGCCAGGCUUUUAUCAUGGUUGCAGGACUUUUUGCCAAUCUCCCAAGAUGGACAAUGAGCAAAGCUGGAAACCUUAAAGUAAAUACUGUAGCUCGGGUUAAGGUUUCCACAUUCUCCAGUGGACCAUGGUGGCAUUUUUCCAAGUUAACAGAAUCCCACAUUAUGUUCAAAAUGUUCAGUAAGUUUUCCAUAUUGUUACAUCUUAAACAUUUAUGAGCAAUUUCAGACAUGUUAAUUUAACAAUGAUUUCCCUUGUUAAAGUAUCAGUAUUCCAAAUAUUCCAGUAAAUAGUCCUCAAGCUACUAAGCAAGUUGUUGUAUAAGUCAGGAAUAGCAUUGUCAAUAGUUUUAGUCUGUCAUGUAUUUAAAUGUUUAAUUGGAAUCAAUAUGAUUGUGUGUGCGCAGUUGAAUUUGUUCUGUUGUCUUUUUAAUUUAGUUGGAGCAGAUCAGACAUCUCACAUUACAACAUAUUUCAGAGGCAUUUCAACAAUGCACAAAAGCCA